Messenger RNA from Nilaparvata lugens (brown planthopper), 2367 nucleotides. Its product is annotated as trichohyalin. NCBI's taxonomy places the organism in Eukaryota, Metazoa, Arthropoda, Insecta, Hemiptera, Delphacidae. The record is from RefSeq and is a predicted model, not a curated record. The transcript is spliced from 4 exons. Gene Ontology annotation, biological process: chromatin organization. Bases 225 to 1397 code for a protein of 390 amino acids. Gene Ontology annotation, cellular component: nucleus.
CACAGUUUGCAGGUGCAGAUGCUCAUCGUGGUGGAUUAUUAAUUAUUUUUAAAAAUCAAAGUUCAUAGUUGGAUAUUAUUACUUUUUGACAACCAGGUGGAGAAUAGUUUCUCGUGUUAGGAGGUCUCUCCAGUUGCCAGGUCGAGUUCUCAACCUUGUUGGCCAGUAACGGUCGUCUUAACAGAUUUUUCAACUAGCACAAGUCCUCUUAAGUUUGCUGUUGGAUGUUGACUGUAAUGGAGGAAGCGGAGCCGCUGGAGCGACAGCAGCUGGAGCUGGAGCUCGAGAUGGAGCAACAGCAACAGCAACAGGAGCAGGAUUUGGAGCCACAGGAGUUGGAGGACCUGGAGCAACAGGAGCUGGAGUUGGAGGAACUGGAGCAACAGGAGCUGGAGCAACAGGAGCAGUAUUUGGAGCAGCUGGAGUUGGAGCAACAGGAUUUGGAGGAGCUUGAACAACAGGAGCAGGAGUUGGAGGAACUGGAGCAACAAGAGUUGGAGGAGCUGGAGCAACAGGAGCAGGAGUUGGAGGAGCUGGAGCAACAGGAGCAGGAUUUGGAGGAGCUGGAGCAACAGGAGUUGGAGUUGGAGGAACAAGAGCAGGAGUUGGAGGAGCUGGAGGAACAGGAGUUGGAGUUGGAGCAACAGGAGAUGGAGGAGCUGAACCAACAGGAGCAGAGGUUGGAGCAUGAGCAAAAGGAGCCGGAGCAGCAGAAGCCACAGGAACCGGUGGCCAUUUGCAAACAGUGCUCAGCAACAUAUAGCGUCGUGUGGUGGAGAUGGAUUAAUCCAGAUAACCCAUAUGAACCGUGGAAGGUUGGAACAGUAAUCUGUAAUGACUGCUGGGCCGCAAAUGAUGAGAAGAAGCGUCAAGCAAGGAAGAACCGCACCGCCCAAGUAGAAGUCGAAGUAAAAGAAAAGCCCAAAGUUGUGAUACGAAAGAGCGCCAGAAUCAGGAAUAUGGCAACGACGAGAUCGUCAAGUGCAGCCGCUCGUAAGCAAAUCAACUACAAGGCUCCAGACCCAGUUUUAGUACCAAUCGACAGCGAAUAUGUUCUUUGUAAUAAUACGCGUUUCAGGAGAGGCGACAUAGUGAGCCUUAAACUCCAAGGUCAGACAGUGUAUGCUCAGCUGAGAGGAUUCCUGAAGGAUCAGUAUUGCAACAAGAGCACAGUGAUCACGUGGCUGAUGCCGACUGCCCGGAGUCGACCCGCCAACGAAGGCUUCGAGCCGUCCACCUACCAGAUAGGAUUCGAGGAGGACUCUCCGCGUCCCCUCACUGACUUCCGGUUCGAGAUGCGUGCGCCCAACAAGUUCUACCUGCUUAUCGACCAUGCUCAUCCACCCUGCAUCGGUGAUCCUUUCCAAACCGGCUAUAUUCCUGAUUCAACACUCUAAUCAUUUUCAUAUAGUCAAAUUUUACCACAUUUUCAUAUCAAGUCAAAGUUUAGUGAUAUACAUUCAAUACGAUUCUCAGUAUGACAUUUAUAUUAAUUGAUCGAUAUGCAAGUGAUAAGGUGAAAUUAAUAAGGUUAUGACCACAUUAGAUGCACGUUUGCGCAAGGGCAAGCGUGACCACGCUUGCUGAUGAGAAACAAAAUUUGGAAAGAGCCAUUGAAACACUGUGGCUAAUCUGUCGCUGUUCACACUGAACGCAAAAGCAAGCGUGCACUUGCUGGAGUGAGCAGCGACAGAUUAGUCACAACGUGUUUCUAUGGCUCUUUCCAGAUUGUUUCUCAUUGCACGUGUGUACCUGCGCAACCAUGCAUCCAAUUUGAACGUUCCCUAAGAUUUUUCAAAUGAAACACAUUAUUGUUUUCUGAUGAUAAAAUUGUAAGGAGAAAUCAAUAAGAUUAUGAGUUGCAAAUUUAUAUAAGUGUCCAAGUCUCCAGAAUUCUGUGAUGACUGAUGAGCAAAUAGUAUUGUAAAAUAGUGAAAACGAUAAGAUUUUGAGUUGAAGAUUUAUAUAAAUGCUCAAGUCUGCAGAAUUUAGUGAUGCGUAAGCGAUCAUGUGAAAUCAGUUAUAUUUUUUUAGUAAGAUUUCAAUGCAUAGUCUGCAGAGUAAUGAGAGUUGAUGAAAACAAUAAGAUUUCUAGAAAUAAGUUGUAAUUCAUAAGUUUGAAAUUUUACUUACCCCCUACUGAUGAGAUGUUCAAUUCUUUAUCUUGAAAGCACAUGAAUGUAUUACUUUCAUUUCAUUUUCUAUCGUCCAAUGGUCGCCUAUGUAAGGGGUAUGUAGAUUUGUCAAUAGUGUCCAUUGAUUCAUUUUAUACAUGCAUUUUGUAAAAUUUUAACUUCUCAUAUGUUGAGUUCUAAACUUCUCAGCCGUGUACGCUCAUAUAUUCAGUAACUCUCUUUUUAACUGAUC